Varanus komodoensis (Komodo dragon) is the source of this 2971-nucleotide messenger RNA. RefSeq names its product BRCA1 associated RING domain 1 (gene BARD1). Lineage: Eukaryota; Metazoa; Chordata; Lepidosauria; Squamata; Varanidae. The transcript is spliced from 11 exons. Bases 8 to 2341 code for a protein of 777 amino acids. The record is from RefSeq and is a predicted model, not a curated record. Gene Ontology annotation, molecular function: protein binding.
UGGAGAAAUGCCACCUCCCGGGACGCUCCGGGUCCGCUCCGGGAACGAGCCCGCCGGACGAAUGGAGCAGCAGCAGCCGCCCGCAUGCCACUGGAAGGAGACUCGGGCCGCGUUGAGCCGGCUGGCGGAGAGCCUACGCUGCUCCCGAUGCAGAGGAAUUCUGAAGAAACCUGUGAAUGUAGGAGGCUGUGAACAUGUUUUCUGCCUAACUUGUGUAGGUGAUUCCAUUGGUGCAGCCUGCCCAGUGUGUCACACACCAGCCAUGGUACAAGACGUAAAAGUAAACAGGCAGCUAGAGAGUAUCAUCAAACUGUAUAUCAAAUUGCAAAGCUUGCAGAACAGGGACUUCACAGGUACUCAGGACAAUCUGUCUGCUCCAGGAGAAGUAGAUCAUGAGGCAGGAACUAAGAAACAAAUCAAAAUGUGGUUCAGUCCUCGUAGUAGGAAGAUGAGAUUUACUUUGAAGAGGCCAGAGAAGCCAGAGCAGAUGGUGUCGGACAAGGAUAGCCAGCCCCAUCUCCCAGCUUCUGCAUAUGACUUUAUUUCCUCCACUCCUCCUCAAGAGCCAUGCAGAAAGGUCAAAAAAUCUCAGCCAAAAUGUAAGAAGCAGCUGACGAAGAAGACUUUAACAGAUCUCAACCAACAAUGGGGUUUGCUGAGAGGAAGGCAGGAGAACGUUGGUGGCCAGAAUGAGGGUAACCCAAGUGAAGCCAAGGAAUCUGUGGUGUCCUUUUGCAGUCAGACAGUGAUGAUCUCUAGUCCUAAUCCAAAAAGUACAUUUGAGCACCAGUCCACAGUUGGGUUUGUACAGCAUGAGGAUGACUUUGGCAUGGGUGGUGAUGCAUCUGUAAUAUCCAUGGAAAAGACCAACAAUGAUAACUUGUUUGAUGCACAUGAUGUUGCUGAGGAACCUUUGACAUCUGAGGAGUGUCUCCCCUCUGGAAGGGAAAUGGCUGUGCUAAAGCGUGGCAGGCAACAAAUGGAAUCUCCUGCAUCUUUAGCUAAACGCUCCAGGACAAAAGAGCAAAGAACCUCCAGGAGAGCAUCACUGCUGAAAGAGUCCCCAAGGCAGUCACUCAGAAAUUCUCUUGGAAAACUCUCUUCACUUACACCAACUGCUAGUAUCUUAACAACACUGAGAAACUCUAAAGACUUUCAACAUGCAAGUAGUCAAAUAGCUACAGAAAUAUCAACUUCGUCUACUAAUCUGGCUCAAAAAGAAGCCAAAGAAAUUGCACUUUUCACCAAGAAAUUCCCCAAUAAUCUAUCAACCAAGAGAAAUCAUAAGGGGGAGACUUUACUCCAUGUCGCUUCUAUUGAGGGAGAUCUUUAUGCUGUUGAGCAAUUACUAAAAGAUGGAGCAGAUCCCAAUGUUAAAGACUAUGCUGGAUGGACACCACUGCAUGAAGCUUGUAAUCAUGGACAUAAGGAAGUAGUGGAGCUAUUGCUACAACAUGGGGCCCUACUGAAUGCAACUGGCUAUCAAAAUGAUUUGCCACUUCAUGAUGCUGUUAAGAAUGGGCAUACAGGCAUUGUUGAGCUGCUGCUUUUGCGUGGAGCUUCUCGAGAUGCAGUUAAUAUAUUUGGUCACAAACCCAUGGAUUAUGCAGAAACAGAAAAGAUGAAGUCACUGCUGAUGUUACCAGUGAAUAAUGAAUCUUCUAUUAUACAAUGUGCAGAACAACUAAACCUAAAUCACUCUAGAGAAGAGCCUAUUGUUUUCCUUGGAAGUGGUCUUGAUCCAGUUCAGCAACAAUUGUUGAGUAAGUUGGCUGUGGUUUUGAAGGCCAGAAUAUCUACAGAAUUUAUUAACACAGUGACUCACGUUGUUAUCCCUGAGUAUCCUGUGCGAAGUACUAUGAAGUGCAUGCUGGCAGUUUUGACUGGAUGCUGGAUCCUGACAUUUGAGUGGGUUAAGGCCUGCCUGCAGACAGGGGCUCGGGAGCAAGAAGAGAAGUAUGAAAUCGAUUGCGGUUCACGACGUGGCCGGCUGAAUAAAGAACAGCUGUUGCCCAAAUUAUUUGAUGGCUGCUACUUCUAUUUUCUGGGAACAUUCAAGGAGCCCAACAAAGAGAAACUCAAAGAAUUGGUGAAAACAGGUGGGGGACAGAUUCUCAUGAGGAAGCCUAAGCCAGAUAAUGACGUGACCCAGACAGUCAAUACUGUAGCCUAUCAUGCUGAGAUCACUUCUGACCAGAGUUUCUGUACACAGUAUAUAGUCUAUGAUGCGUCUUCCAGCUACCACCCCGAGAAAGUUCGUCAAGGAAAGGUUUGGGAAGUGUCGUCCAAAUGGCUUAUAGACUGUGUGAUGUCAUUUCAACUUCUGCCUGUUGAGGAAUGAUGUUUCCAGCAUCAUGAGAUUGCUUGCAAAAAGAUUAUGAUGUUGUGCCCCAAAUGGAAACAACAAUUAAGCCACAGAUUCUCUUCAUUUAUACUUUUGGAAAUAUUUGGGAUGAAGGAAGCACAAGUGUAUUCAAGUGUCCAAACUGGUUCUUGCUUAAAUACUGAGAAUUGAACUCAUGCUGUCUUAAUAGCCUGAUAUGCAGAACCUGUUUGUAUGUUUCCAAGUCCUGCUUUUUCUUGAUUGAGUGGAUUUCUGUGCAUGUGACUAGAGUAUGACAUAUUUGAAGACGUUACCUUGUAUAAGGAGUACAGGUGUGAUUAUUGGACAUAUUCUAAAAUUAGGAUUUUUUUACACUGAAACCCUGUGAUUGCCUCUGAAAGCUCCCAUCAGUAUCACUCUGGCUACUAGAAUCCCUUUUAUUAAGCAAACAACAAGGACAGUAUAACCUAUUGAUUAAAAUAGUUCAAGUCUUUUUUCUGAUUAGUAUAACUUUCACCAGUGUAGAGGCUGUAGGUUUUGUACAAUUUGGAAAUGGGUCAUUUUAUGUUUGUAAUCAUGAUUUCCAUGUUCUUAUGUUGUAUUUUUAAUGUUUUGUCUGUCAUCAAUGAUAAAUCAUGGCUUGAAGCA